Messenger RNA from Diaporthe batatas, 4067 nucleotides. RefSeq lists its product as uncharacterized. Bases 1927 to 3909 code for a protein of 660 amino acids. Lineage: Eukaryota; Fungi; Ascomycota; Sordariomycetes; Diaporthales; Diaporthaceae. Gene Ontology annotation, biological process: fatty acid biosynthetic process; acetyl-CoA biosynthetic process; tricarboxylic acid cycle. The transcript has 5 exons. The record is from RefSeq and is a predicted model, not a curated record. Gene Ontology annotation, cellular component: cytosol. Gene Ontology annotation, molecular function: ATP citrate synthase activity.
GAGAGCAACACCGGGAUCCAAGACCAAAGAGAAGGAUGCACGACCAACACAAGCGACCACCUGGAUGGGCCGUUACGCAGCAAUCCUCGCAGGUUUGUACGCUUCUCGUCCUUUACGUCAGCAGCAAGUGCAUCGCGGAAGCCCAGAGAGGAAGCCCGUGGAAGAAACGCCAGGUCGUCAGCCGCGGCAAGGAUGCAAAACUUGCCUUUCGGCACCCGAGUCAUUUGUACCGCCCGCCUCGACAAGCCCGACCGACACAGACUGGCAGACACAGCAGCCUUUCUGUGUGCUGUUGUCGCUGCUGCCAGACCCCCAAGAUGCAUUGAUGGACAACACACCUUGUGUUUCGGCAUCCUGCUCUGACUCAGCCUUGCGAGCUACCCGUCGUUAUUCUCGGCACGAGGCGAGAGUGUGCAGUAGUAUCUGCUCCUUGUCUGCUUGUCCCACCUGAGUCCGCCGGCCAUCGGAAACCAGACUGGGGACAAUCCGAGUCGAUGCUCAGUGCUCAAUCUCCCUCCAGUCGGUUAUCUUGAUACGGGCUGGAAUACUUUCCCUUCUUGUCCCAUCUCGGCCCUUGCGAUGCUCAAGGUUCUGGGCUCGGAGAAACUGUCAGUGAGCACCGGGCUGACUACGACACGAGCGAGCCCGUUGGCUUACUCGGUGCCCGGGUGCCCGACCGGACUGCUUGCUUACUGACUGUUUCGGCCCAGGAUGCAUCCUGCUACGACUACUGCCGUGGGUUCUCUAGCCGUUGCCUCUCUAGUGCGGCAGUUGGCCGAUUUGCAGCGCAACGAUCUGGCUCAUGCGAGGGCAUCGAGUGGUGCCACCGUGCCUUUUGAUAUCUGGGGCCUCCAUCUCCCAUUGUUUGAUGACGAUCCUCCCCUAACUCAUGUUGGCAGCCCUAGCGCCACGGGUAGAGGGCCGAGUAAAUUUAGCUGCCACCGCGGGCCUGCAGGCAUGCGGCUUGUUCCUUUGAUAUUGAGCUGUUCGGUUAUCAGUGUGACGGUCGGUAACGGUCGGUACUGAGUAGUCCACUCGGUUCUCAGUCAGUCAGUCCGCCAGCCAAUCUGCCGUGGGGUCACUUAAUAAUCCACCAUCAAGUGAUGUGAAGGUCCGACUCCGAAUAGAGUGAGCAGCAAGGAUUGUACCGGUCGGCACGUUUCCAGUUCGGCGGGUUUCCAGGUCUUCUUGCGGUGGUGCUAUCUCGGGUUUGGGGCAGCCUGGCAGCCUGGGUGGGAGGUGCGACGAUUGGAAUCCAGCCCGUUCCUUCUCUUGCGCCCAGCUCGGGGAUGCGAGUGCAGUGCACCUAGCGCUGCCCUGCAGGGACUCUCAAGUACCGGUACACUCCACCUUGGCACGGUCCACUGGCGCGGGCAGGGAUCUGAGCUGGAUCGGAGACCAGGAACUUCCCCAACUUUUUCAGAGGUCACCAAUGCCACACUGCCAUGGGCUCGUAGCAGCUGUGCCAGUUAGCCUCCAGCUCCCACCUCAGCUCAGCUCAGCGCCGCCGCAGGACUUGGGAAGGGGGAAAAAGUGACGACCAAAGCGAAGGGGUCAGAGCAGACGGACCAGGAAUUUCCAACAAACAGGACAACUCUACGGUUACUAGCACAAUCAAGCUGAUUCGGGAUCGGCACUGUCGCAAGAGCAGCAGAAGAAGCCCGGGACAAAGUGGGCACCACCAGUACUGCCUCCCUCUCUCUCAUCGCCGCUGCCCCUCGCAUGCUUUCCUCGUCGCAUCGAUCUCUCCCACCCCCCCCGUCCACCCACCCUUCCAUCCCACCAGACCACGCUUCAGCUCCACACCCGACAGCCUCAGUGAACUCGAUACUCUUCACAGCUCUAGGACUGCUAGACCGAAGAAUUGACACAGGCCUCCCCUUCAAGUUGUUCUAGAAGCCAACCCUUCAGAUACCCAGAACGACCAUGUCUACGGCUCCUGUGAACGGCACGGCAGGCAAGGGCCUGUCUGCCAACGACAACAUCACCCGUUUUGCCGCCCCAAGCAGGGCCCUCAGCCCUCUCCCCAGCCAUGCCCUGUUCAACGACAAGACACGAUGCUUCGUCUACGGCAUGCAGCCCCGUGCCGUCCAGGGCAUGCUGGACUUCGACUUCAUCUGCAGGCGAUCCACACCGUCCGUCGCCGGCAUCAUCUACACCUUCGGUGGUCAGUUCGUGAGCAAGAUGUACUGGGGCACCAGCGAGACCCUCCUGCCCGUCUACCAGGAGGUGGAGAAGGCCGUGGCCAAGCACCCCGACGUCGACGUUGUCGUCAACUUCGCUUCCUCCCGAAGUGUCUACAGCUCUACCAUGGAGCUGAUGCAGCACCCUCAGAUCAAGACCAUUGCCAUCAUUGCUGAGGGUGUGCCAGAGCGACGUGCCCGUGAGAUUGCACACGUCGCCCACCAGAAGGGUGUCACCAUCAUUGGCCCUGCCACUGUCGGUGGCAUCAAGCCCGGCUGCUUCAAGAUCGGUAACACUGGUGGUAUGAUGGACAACAUCGUUGCCUCCAAGCUGUACCGCAAGGGUUCCGUUGGCUACGUCUCCAAGUCUGGUGGCAUGUCCAACGAGCUGAACAACAUCAUCUCCAACAACACGGAUGGUGUCUACGAGGGUGUGGCCAUUGGUGGUGACAGGUACCCCGGAACUACCUUCAUCGACCACUUGCUGAGGUACCAGGCCGACCCUGAGUGCAAGAUCCUGGUGCUCCUGGGUGAGGUUGGUGGUGUCGAGGAGUACAAGGUCGUCGAGGCCGUCAAGCAGGGUGUCAUCACCAAGCCCAUUGUCGCGUGGGCAAUUGGUACCUGCGCCAGCAUGUUCAAGACUGAGGUUCAGUUCGGACACGCCGGUUCCUUCGCCAACUCCCAGCUCGAGACCGCCGCCAUGAAGAACAAGACGAUGGCUGAGGCUGGCUUCCACGUUCCCCCCACCUUCGAGGCCAUGCCCGAGGUCCUGAAGAAGGUCUACGACGACCUCGUCGCCAAUGGCACAAUCAAGCCCCAGGCCGAGCCCGCCGUGCCCAAGAUCCCCAUGGACUACUCGUGGGCACAGGAGCUCGGCCUCAUCCGAAAGCCUGCUGCUUUCAUCUCCACCAUCUCCGACGACCGUGGACAGGAGCUCCUGUACGCCGGCAUGCCCAUCUCGGACGUGUUCAAGGAGGAGAUUGGUAUCGGUGGUGUCAUGUCCCUCCUGUGGUUCCGCCGCCGCCUGCCUGACUACGCCUCCAAGUUCCUGGAGAUGGUCCUCAUGCUUACGGCCGACCACGGUCCUGCCGUGUCCGGUGCCAUGAACACCAUCAUCACCACCCGUGCUGGCAAGGACCUGAUCAGCGCGCUGGUCAGCGGUCUGCUCACCAUUGGUUCCCGUUUCGGUGGUGCCCUUGACGGCGCUGCUGAGGAGUUCACCAAGGCCUUCGACAAGGGCCUGAGCCCGCGUGACUUUGUCGACUCGAUGCGCAAGGCCAACAAGCUCAUCCCCGGUAUCGGCCACCGUAUCAAGUCGCGCAACAACCCUGACCUGCGUGUCGAGCUGGUCAAGGAGUUUGUCAAGUCCAGGUUCCCCAGCACCAAGCUGCUCGACUACGCCCUGGCUGUCGAGACCGUCACCACGUCCAAGAAGGACAACCUGAUCCUGAACGUCGACGGCUGCAUUGCUGUCUGCUUCGUCGACCUGCUCCGCAACUGCGGUGCCUUCAGCAGCGAGGAGGCUGAGGACUACCUGUCCAUGGGUGUCCUGAACGGUCUGUUCGUGCUGGGCCGUUCGAUCGGUCUGAUUGCCCACUUCCUGGACCAGAAGAGGCUGCGCACCGGCCUGUACCGCCACCCAUGGGACGACAUCACGUACCUGCUGCCCAGCCUCGCCCAACAGGGACGGCCAGGCGGCGAGGGCCGUGUCGAGGUGCAGGUGUAAGAAGAGUUUGCGGAAGGAAAAGGCACAUAUCUAGAAGCGGGAGCCAGGAUGGAUGUUUCACACUUUUCAUGGAACCUCGUGUAGUAAUGAUUAGCUCUGGGCCGGGUCUGAUGUGAUUGUUAAACAAUUAGAAGGGAAAUGGAAUUUCAUGAAGACGC